This is a messenger RNA of Magallana angulata, 2490 nucleotides long. RefSeq names its product zinc finger CCCH-type with G patch domain-containing protein-like. The transcript has a single exon. The record is from RefSeq and is a predicted model, not a curated record. Bases 56 to 1729 code for a protein of 557 amino acids. Gene Ontology annotation, cellular component: nucleus. Gene Ontology annotation, molecular function: metal ion binding; DNA-binding transcription factor activity, RNA polymerase II-specific; RNA polymerase II cis-regulatory region sequence-specific DNA binding. NCBI's taxonomy places the organism in Eukaryota, Metazoa, Mollusca, Bivalvia, Ostreida, Ostreidae. Gene Ontology annotation, biological process: negative regulation of DNA-templated transcription; regulation of transcription by RNA polymerase II.
UAGAGAUCGGGCUCGUUAUUCCAUCGUCAUAUUCACUUGGUUGAGAAAAUUUGGAAUGGACGAAAAAGCACUUGAGGAAUCGUUGGAAUUGUAUAAAUCACAGUUACUCCAAGUAGAACAGACUCUUCAGGCCGCGGGAUCAGUGGAGAAUGCAGAUCUAUUGCAAUUACGUGAGGAUCUUAAGGAACUGGUGUCCUUGACAGAAGAUGGGUUGCUUUCGUUAAAAAAGAGCAACAUUCUCAAAAGUUUAGAAAAUGAAACCCCUGACAACUCUAAGGAUGAUGAGUACGCAGCAUUUCAAGCAGCAAUUGCCGCCGAGGAAUGUAACGAGAAAGAGUCUGUUGACAGUGAACAUGGUAAAUUUACUGUGCAUGAUCAUGAUGAUUAUCCAACUUUCAUAAAUGGUGAUAACAGUGCAUCAAAGACUGAAACAAGCUGUUCUAGCAACACAGAUCCUGUUUGUAAGCUAAAACAAAACAUCAAGGAGGAGUUAUCAGAAAUAGUGGGGACUCUGUGCCGUGCACCAUACCUACAUGAAUGGGGGUCAUCAAGUUACCACAAUGCCAUGGUGACAGACAUUGAUAUAUCAGAUGAUAAUGAAGUUAUGGUGUCAGUGUUGUUUUGUAAUCCGACUCAUGAAGGCAUGCUUCCGUGUGAGUAUCAUAUAGAGGGGAAGUGCAAAUUUUCGGCUGAUCAGUGUAGAUUCUCUCAUGGAGACUCAGUAAAGCUCGAAGAUCUUCGAGAGUACACGGAACCCAAGUACAGUUCACUGAAAAUGGAGUCUCCUUGUUUAGCUCUUUUCACAGAUGGUCUUUGGUAUCGUGCAGUGAUUGUUGACAUUCUGGACAAAGAUCACCAAUUCACAGUGUCGUAUGACAAUUACGACGAAACCGCAACUCUGGAUAUGAAAGACAUUCUGCCCCUUCACUCGACAGAUUCUGGUUCAAGUGAUGAGGAGGAUGAGGAUGGGGAAGAAAACUGGAAAACAAAUGUUGGUGAUGAUGAUGAUUCAAACAAUGAUUCAUCAGAGGAGGAAAUGAUGCCAAGGUACUUUAUGAGACCAACCCAAACAACAGAGGCACUGGGAGUGUGGGAGGAACACACAAGGGGAAUUGGGUCAAAGCUGAUGGCCAAAAUGGGGUACAUCUUAGGGCAGGGACUGGGGAAAAUGUGUCAAGGUCGGGCGGAGCCUGUUCCAAUCCAGUUGAUUCCUCAAGGGAAAUCCCUGGACAAAAUAAUGGAGUUGAAAGAAAAAGCAGGAGAUUGUGACAUGUUUAAUGUGUCAAAGAAAAUGGGCAGGAAAAAAACAACAAAGAAAACUAAUAGCUUAUCACGGGGAAGUGUGAAAUCCUCAGAUGUGUUCAAGUUUAUCAAUAAGAAGCUAGGUGGUAAGAAAGGAAAUAUCAAGGAGCUGAUUCACCAUCCAAAUCCGAAAUCCAAAAAUGCUCCAGUCAGGAUUCUAGAGAAGGAACUCUCUGGUCGCAGUGAUAGGAAUUUGAAUGUUCAGCUACUCAAAACAGAGGAGGAAAUCAGAACCACAGAGAGGGAACUUUCACAGCUCAACCAAGCACUGAAGAGACAUGAAAAAAGAGAUGAAGGAAUGGCCAAGCAAUACAGAGCCAAAAUUGCUAAAACUGAGCAUUAUUUACAAGAACUAAAAACAUCAGAGAAAACAAUACAAAGUCACAAAACCAAGAGGGGAAAUCAUAAAAAGUUAACCAUAUUCUAGUCUAACUUUCAAUUUGAAAUAGCCUUUAAAUUGUGAAUUACAUGUAUGAAUACACAUAGUUGUGAGAUAUUAUAAUUGUAUGUCAUCUACAGCAUGUACAUGUACUUAUAUUUACAUCUACCAAUUAGAUUCCCUCUAUUUCUUAACGAAAACUUAAGCUUCAUUCAUAGCUCUAUAGAAACAGCCAGACUGAAAUCUACAGGCCCCAUUUAGCAAACGGUCGAAACCUACAGCGAACUAAGAAAAAUCACGGGCUGCACAAAAUAAUCAUGAUGAUGUUAGACUAAAAUUGCCAUAGGAGAUGAUUUGGCUGUUUCUUUUACCUAACUUAUUGUUGUACAUUAACAAUAAUUUUAUUUGUGAAUUUUGCUUACUUUUUUAAUGAAUUUAUUAAUUCAUUAAAAGAAAGAUGUAAAUAUAAACAAUAAAAUACUUUUUUGAUGAUUCAUAUGGGGUUAUGAAGGUAGGCAGCGAUCAUUGCAGAAAAAAUUUAAAUUUCCCGCUAAUCUGGGUUAUGUAUUUUUUCUGAAAUGUCGCCACCAUCAUAUCCCGCAUGAAUCACCAAAUAUUAAAGCAUUUUAUUGUUUAAAUGUUACAUAAAAGAAACAUCAAAUUCUUUUAAAUAUGAAAUAUUUAACUGAGCUAUUUUGAAGUCUGAUGUGAAUUUGUGCUAUAUUGAUGUAGCUAAAGUAUUGUUUGAUGGCAAAUUAUCAACUGUUACAAAAGAUGCAAAAAAAACACUUAAAUAAAGGCUAUCUGAA